CUGCUCAGCAUGAAACCUUUUCUUUCCGUGUUCCAUGCAAAAGCUCAUGACUUCAAAUGUGAAGUUAAAUGGAGUGGAGCAUAUCAGGAGGGGGCUGGCUUAACCCUUGGAGAGGAGGUAGAACAAGUUAAUGCCUUCCUCUCUCGCAUUGCUGUGACAACAAAGCAUAUGUCAAAAGCAGGGCGUUCUGACAUGUUAACCCUUAUGGCCAUACGGUGGAAUGAUCACAAGUUUGAAAACUUGGCUGGAUCCUUGUCCCGCAGAUAUCUGAAAACCAUAAAGAUGUUGGAUGAAAAAGAAAAAAUGCUGGAAUCCACAAAAAAUGAACUUUUUCUCACUGAGGUCCAGUUAAAGGACUGGGUAGCUGAUGUGAAGGAGUGGGCUGAAUCAGCAACCACUCCAACAGAUGAAGAUGCCUUGGAAAGUAAAAUUGAGGGACUGGUAGCAAGCAUCAAGAGACGCACGCAGCAUUUGUACAAAGACACAGACGGCUGCAAAGCUCGAGCCAGGGUCCGACGCAAACUCAGAGAGGAGAAGCGGAUGUUAUGUACUUUGAUUGAAGAGUAUAACACCCUGAGCUCAAGCGCAGAGGCUCUGUGCAUUGACACAAUCCUCAGAGAAGAUGUCGCAUGGCCAUGGCAGGACAACCAAAAUGAUCAUGUUACCAUUAGGACAAAGAGACAAGUCUUUGACCAAGUCAUGGGAGUGAGAAGACUGCAAGAAGAGAAGAAGAUUCUUGUUGCUGAGAUGGCUAAGCACUGGAAUUAUCUCCUAGCUCGUUUUGGUUGGCUGAAAGAGCAUUCUGACCGGGUCUCUAAACUUCCCCUCCAGAAUACUCAGGAUGUACUCACUGAUGAGGCCCUGAAUGGCAUGCAGGCCCUAUUAAAAAAAAAGUUGUGGAACAUUCGGCAAAAAAUACAGGAUGUGAGGCACUGCUACUUGAGCAUUUUUACUGGAGCAGAGUGUGACUUCCUACAGAUGACUUCUGAUUUUCCAGACAGUGACUUGGACAGUGACUUGGACAGUGAUUUGGACAGUGAUUUGGACGACAUGUACUAAAAUGUAGUUCUAUAGACCUUAAAUUGUUUAAUUCAUUUAUCGGUCGAGGGUGUCCUCAGUCCACCAAAGUUUGUACUAGUUGACUAAUUUUUCUAUUUGUAUUAUAAGGAUUUAUAUGGAUCAGAUCAGAAAGGAGAAGGCUUAGAGUGAGUUAGUUUUGGAUUUAGGAAUCAACUGUGAGUUAAAAGGGCCCAUAUUUACGCUGUUUUCUGGCCUAUGUUUUAUGUUACAUGAUUUUAUAACUUUAGUAUGUGUAUGGGGUUUCUACAGUUUUCAUGUUUUUGUCCUUAUUUUGGUUAAUCACCUCAUCUGUGGUUUAGGGCUGAUACAUGUAGUUACUAUGAUUAACUGAGAUUCAGGAGCAGGACCACGCCUCAGCCGCCCUCUCCUCUCACCAGCGAACCACAACUCAUCUCGACUACGCCUCUAAUUUCCCAGAAGCCUUUAUGUAGCAGCCUUUCCCAUCAUCCCAGUUUGUCUGGGCUAACUCGACCCCACCCUCCCAUCCCCUAUUUUGUCUUUCAGUCAUAAGACCCCUACAAGGGGGGUCCCGUUCCGACUGGGCCAAUUGUAGAUUGAGACGGAGCCCCCACCUAGAGU
This is a messenger RNA of Boleophthalmus pectinirostris (great blue-spotted mudskipper), 1659 nucleotides long. RefSeq lists its product as uncharacterized. Lineage: Eukaryota; Metazoa; Chordata; Actinopteri; Gobiiformes; Gobiidae. The record is from RefSeq and is a predicted model, not a curated record. The transcript has 7 exons. Bases 10 to 1059 code for a protein of 349 amino acids.